UUUAGAAGGAGGUGGGAGGUAGGGAAUGGAAUGGCGAGAGAUAUAUCACGAUAUAUAUUACAAACCACUUCGUCUUCAGGGUAAACAUCAUUAUACAGUGGAUAUUAAAACUAUAAGGGAUGAGAGUGACACGUUCAGAAAAUAAUAUGGCAGCACCUGCGCGCGGAUGAGAUGAGGAAACGGUAUGUAGCUAAUAGCCCUAAUCUGUGGGAUAACACAAGGAUUAUACACGAAAAAGCGAGCAAAACGCUUUUGUUUUAAGCAGUAAACUCUGGGGUAGUAUUCAGCAUGGAUCAGAAAUGAAUGUAUAAGGUUGCGUGUUUUGCUCCUUAUGGGAAUCCAUAGAACAUCGAACAGAUGUCAAACGAGUGUACCGGAUGGGGUUUGCGUGUUGGGAGGAUUCGAAGAUGCGUACACGUGUCGCUUGAUCUGCGCGCUGAGGUUCAAUCUGCAUACAUUUUACUGUAGCUAUGAUUGUAGCCUAUAUGGCGUGUUUCUCCAUUGCAUAUGCUAGUAGUUUACAGUAGUCUACAUUAGGCUAUUAUAACAACAAAUGCGUUAUAAAGGGGGCUUUUGGACACCAGAUUAAUUCAACACAGGACAGAAAUCCCGAAGUGCUGAAGUGAAUGGACAGCCACAGUGCAAUGAAAACAUCACCAUAGGAAUAAACACAAACAUGGAAAUAAACAACAGACAUUCAAUCAAAUAAUUGAAGAAUUAUAAUCAUAUGAAAACCUGCAUAUUUAAAUCCACUACUGAAGGUGCACUACUUUUAACCUAAAGUACUUUCCAUAAUUGAUACGCUAUUUCUGUCUAUAUAUUUUAAUUUAAUGUGUGUUAGCCUACAUUUUAAAAAGUAGGCCACAAUUAAAAUUCGACUAGGCUACUUCAGGCUCCUCUCUAUAGUCCAAUGUAUUAAGGACAUUAGGUCAUGCUGGUACCUUCAGGAACUUGCUUCAUUAGCACUUGCUAGAACAGUAGUUUAGGGUACAGGACCAGAUGUUAGUCUGGCGGAAUGGGUUUUUGGUUUGUGAGUUGAGCAGACUAGAGGCUUUGUCGCACCAGUGAAGAGGAGAGAGACGGGAGUGUUCUUGGCCAGUGCCACGCGGGAACUCCAUGCCCUGUCCCGUUACCUGGAGACACCAGGUGACCACACCGGGCCACGAGACCAGGUGAUACUACUCCAAAGCACGCGACUCGCAUGUUCCCGCCAGUGCCAUGGAUGACUCUGGAAUCAUUCGACGUCGGAGGCUCCAGAAGGAUCUGCCUCUGCCCCAAAAAAGUAGCAGUUGCCGGACCAGUAACCGGAAGAGCCUCAUUCUAACCAGUACAUCACCCACUCUCCCUCGACCACACUCACCUCUCCCUGGACACAUAGGAAGUAGUCCAUUGGACAGCCCAAGGAACUUCUCCCCCAGUGGCCCCGCCCACUUCUCAUUUGCCUCCUCUAGAAGGGCGGACGGUCGAAGAUGGUCCCUGGCCUCUCUCCCCUCCUCUGGAUAUGGCACCAACACACCCAGCUCAACGUCCUCCUCCUCGUCACAGGAGCGGCUGCACCAGCUGCCCUUCCAGCCCACCAUGGAUGAGCUGCACUUCCUGUCCAAGCACUUUGGCAGCACCGAGAGCAUCACCGACGACGACGGGGGCCGCCGCUCGCCACACGUGCGCCCCCGCUCCCGCAGCCUCAGCCCGGGGCGCUCACCGUCUUGCUAUGACAACGAGAUAGUAAUGAUGAACCAUGUCUACAAGGAGCGCUUCCCCAAGGCUACAGCCCAGAUGGAGGAGCGUCUAUCAGAGUUCAUCCAGAACUUCGCCCCGGAGAGCGUGCUGCCGCUGGCUGACGGGGUCCUCAGUUUCAUCCACCACCAGAUAGCAGAGCUGUCCAGAGACUGCCUGACCAAAUCACAGGACGGACUCAUCACAACGGUGUAUUUCUUUGAGCUGCAGGAGAAUCUGGAGAAGAUGCUCAACGACGCCUAUGAGCGUUCUGAGAGCUCUGAGUUGACCUUCGUCACUGAGCUGGUCAAAAAGCUCUUCAUCAUCAUAUCUCGUCCUGCCCGGCUCCUGGAAUGUCUGGAGUUCAACCCAGAGGAGUUCUAUCACCUGCUGGAGGCAGCGGAGGACCACGCCAAGGAGGGACACCUGAUGAAGACGGACAUCCCUCGUUACAUCAUCAGCCAGCUGGGUCUGACCCGGGACCCUCUGGAGGACAUUGUGAGCAUGGACAACUACUAUGACAGUGAAGGUCCCCACACCCCAGAGCCAGACGAUUCCGCAGAGGGGAAGAUGAAAGCCAUGAAGCCGCCAAGUGAAGAAGACUUUCAAACCAUCAAGCUGAUCAGCAACGGAGCAUAUGGUGCGGUGUACCUGGUACGUCACAGGGAGACCCGUCAGCGUUUUGCCAUGAAGAAGAUCAACAAGCAGAACCUGAUCCUGAGGAACCAGAUCCAGCAGGCCUUCGUAGAGAGAGACAUCCUGACCUUCGCUGAGAACCCCUUUGUGGUCUCCAUGUUCUGCUCCUUCGAGACUCGCAGGCACCUCUGCAUGGUCAUGGAGUAUGUUGAAGGGGGAGACUGUGCCACUCUGCUGAAGAACAUCGGGGCGCUGCCUGUGGAACUCACCAAAAUGUACUUUGCAGAGACCGUGCUGGCACUGGAGUACCUACACAACUAUGGCAUCGUGCACCGAGACCUCAAGCCUGACAAUCUUCUGAUCACCUCUAUGGGCCACAUCAAGCUGACUGACUUUGGCCUGUCUAAGAUGGGUCUGAUGAGCCUCACCACCAACCUGUACGAGGGACACAUCGAGAAGGACGCACGCGAGUUCCUGGACAAACAGGUGUGUGGCACCCCAGAGUACAUAGCCCCGGAGGUGAUCCUGAGACAGGGCUACGGGAAGCCAGUGGACUGGUGGGCCAUGGGCAUCAUCCUCUAUGAGUUCUUGGUGGGCUGUGUGCCCUUCUUUGGAGACACGCCUGAGGAGCUCUUUGGACAGGUCAUCACAGAUGACAUAGUGUGGCCUGAUGGAGAUGAGGUCCUGCCUGCUGAUGCCCAGGGACUGAUAUCAACCCUGCUACAGACCAAUCCACUGAUGAGGCUGGGUACAGGGGGAGCUUUUGAGGUGAAGCAGCACUCGUUCUUCUCUGACCUGGACUGGAACAGUCUACUGAGACAGAAGGCAGAGUUCAUACCUCACCUGGAGUCAGAAGAGGACACCAGCUACUUCGACACCCGUUCAGAUCGUUAUCACCACAUCAAUGCGUACGAUGAGGAUGACACCAACGAUGAUGAUGAGCCUGUUGAGAUCAGACAGUUCUCCUCCUGCUCCCCUCGCUUCAGCAAGGUGUACAGCAGCAUGGAGCACCUGUCCCAGUUGGAGCAGAAGGCCCCCUCAGUUACUCGACGGGAACACAAGGGCUCCCGGGAGGACAACAAGGGGAAGAGAGAGAGUCUGGGAAGCUUCCCUAUCAGGGACAAGAGCUGGAGGACCGGAUCACCUGAGAUGAAGCGUCUGUCCGGUUCUGAGUCCCUCUACAUGGACGGUGACUCCAGCCCUCCACUCGGGGCCCGGCGCCGUUUCUCUGCUCUCAUGGAUACGCAUCGCUUUGCCUCACAGCAGGAGGACAACCCAGACCCCCUGACACGCCAGCCCCCUGUCAAGGCUAGGGGGACUUCACUGGAGGUGGCCUCCGUCCCCUCCACACCCCCCUCCACCCCUAGCACCACCCCCGACCCAAAGGAGGAACAUGUAGAAGAGAAAUCACCAAGGCCAGGCGAGACUCUGGGAGCCACGCCCACCCCCUCCACUACUCCUGGACCUACAUCAGCCUAUAGGGAGCUGGGGGCAGGGCCUGUGUAUGACCCCCUGGGCCCCCGGGCCACGAAUGACCUGGUCCUCCGCAGGGCGAGACACCAGCAGAUGUCAGGAGACACAGGGGAGAAGAGGAACUCACGGCCUGGCAACAAGGUUAUCAAGUCAGCCUCGGCCACAGCCCUGUCUGUCAUCAUACCUGCAGUAGACCAGUACGUCCACAGUCACAGCUCCCCCUUGGCCAGCCCCAUGUCCCCCCGCUCCCUGUCCUCCAACCCCUCCUCCCGGGACUCGUCACCCAGCCGUGACUACUGUCCGGCCCCCGCCGUCAGCGUGCUGCGCUCUCCCAUCACCAUCCACCGCUCAGGGAAGAAGUACGGAUUUACCCUCAGGGCGAUACGGGUCUACAUGGGAGAUACGGAUGUUUACAGUGUCCAUCACAUCAUCUGGCACGUGGAGGAUGGAGGCCCCGCCCAGGAAGCAGGACUGUGUGCUGGUGACCUCAUCACCCAUGUGAAUGGGGAGUCUGUCCACGGAUUGGUCCACACGGAAGUGGUGGAACUCAUUCUAAAGAGUGGCAACAAGGUGACAGUGACCACCACACCGUUUGAAAACACCUCCAUCAAGGUGGGUCCGGCACGCAAGUCCAACUACAAGUGCAAGAUGGCCCGACGCUAUAAGAGGCCCAUCGGCAAAGAGGGACAAGAGAGUAAGAAGCAUAGCUCCCUGUUCAGGAAGAUCACUAAACAGUCUAACCUGCUCCACACCAGCCGCAGCCUGUCCUCUCUGAACCGCUCUCUGUCGUCCAGUGACAGUCUACCAGGUUCUCCCUCCCACAACCUGUCAGCCCGCUCCCCUACACAGCAGGGAUACAGGUCCACACCUGAGUCCUCCUACCUGGGUGUGUCCUCUCAGAGCAGCUCUCCUGCCUCCAGCACCCCCAACUCCCCUGCCGCCUCCCAGCACAUGCGCCCCAGCUCCCUGCACGGCCUCUCCCCCAAGCUCCACCGCCAGUACCGCUCGGCCCGCUGCAAGUCCGCCGGCAACAUCCCCCUCUCCCCCUUAGCCCACACACCAUCCCCCACCCAGUCCUCCCCUCCCCCACUCCCGGGCCACACCAUCGGUAGCUCCAACACCACCCAGACCUUCCCUGCCGGGGCAAAGCUUCACUCAUCACCACCCGUGGUCCGCCCCAGGCCCAAGUCUGCCGAGCCGCCCCGUUCCCCACUCCUCAAGAGGGUCCAGUCGGCAGAGAAGCUCACCUCGCCGCUGUCUCAUUCCCAGUCGUCGAGUGGUGGGGUGGGAGGGCCUCUGAGGAAACACAGCCUGGAGGUCCAGCACUCUGACUUGUACCGCAAGGACCAGUUCCACUGUUGCGAGCUGGGGCUCCAGAGUUUGUUGGAGACGGAAGGGGAGAAUCUACCACCUCCGAACCCCCCACUGCUGCCCUCCGCCCCGGGCUCCCAGGGUUCAUCUACAGGGGCAACUACCACGACACCCGAGACGGGGGUGCUCAAGCCGAUGAGGAAGUUAGGGAGGCAGGAGUCGCCGCUGAGUAGGGAUACACUGCUGGCUGGUAGGGAGAGGGAGAGAGAGAGAGAGAGGAAGAGAGAGAGGGAAAGAGAAAGAUCGAGGGAGAGGGUGGGAGAGAUCAUUAUGGCUUAUAGCAACAGGACAACAACCGUCCCAGAGAGGUCACCUAACCGAGGAGGAGGAGCCACAACAGAUAAUCACCAAUCAAUAGCUAGAAAACCCUCAACCAGUGAGCAUACCUUUAGCCCUCAGAGUAGCCCCACCUACAGAGCCCAAUCCAGCCAAUCGCCAAAUCUGGAGUCCAUCAAAGCUACAAGUCCCAAAACUACAAGUCCCAUUACUCCCACUGGGUCACCAGGUAUCUUUAGGGGCCAUCCAGAAGGAGCAGAGAAGAGCCAGCGUCAGACAAACAUGUCUAUCAAGCUACAGAGCCUCCGAACGGCCGUGAGUACAAGCCCUCUCAGCCAAGACUCCCAGGAGAAUUACGGAGAGUACAGAACGGAACCAAAGCUAAAUGGAGACAACAAGGUGUGUCCUCAUCCUCCUCCAAGGCCCAGCAUGCCCUGUGGGGGCCCUCUAGGGAGAGGCACUAGUCCAGACAGAGGCAUGGGUAUGGGUGGAUCAUCAAUAACGUUAGGGUCUACAGGUAUGUUCAAGGCUAGUAGUAAACCAUCAGGAAUAGUAGGAGAGAGCCUGAGAAAGAAUGGAGCCGAGAACAAUGGCUCUCCAAGAACUUCAGAACUGGGGUUGAGAAGCCCCCAAAGCCCCAAACCUCCAGCCAGGGCCCUGGCUCCGGCUGUCCCACCCCACGGACAACCCCUCUCCCUGGGCAAGGUGAGGCAGGGCCUGGGGCCUGUCAACUGCUACCGAGGGACCCUGGACUGGGAGGAUAAAUGUCGGCUGGAGGUAGUGGAAGAACACUCUCCAUCCCCCUCCCCCUCCCCCACAGGCGUCACCCCCUCGCUCUGCGCACCCUCCUUCUGUCCAGGCAGGUCCAGGCCUGUUUCCCCCGGCGACAAGACCAGCUUCGUCACCCAGCUGACCAGUGCUGCUAAAUUGGUCCUGGGGCCUAUAAAGGGGUCAAUGGUGUCCCAGUCCCAGGAGGGACCCAAGGGGAAGGAGCUGAAAGACAUGCCCAAGCUGGGUGAGGAGAAGCAAGGUGCCUCGGCAGGAAAGUCUGAGGCUUCGUCUGGACUCGGAGUCCGGAUGGUUGGCGGUGGCACCACAGUGGCCCAAAGUCCAGCUAACUCUGUUCCUCAGCCUGAUAAGGCGAACACAGGUAGCAACCCCCCCAAAUUGUAACCCUUCUAUCUGAAGGGAGUUUAGAGAGGAGGGCAUUGAGAAAUGAGAUGCCUUUUCAGAGUUCUAGAAGUUCUAGAAUUCCACAAUGUCAAGCACUUAAGGGAACAUUCCAGUUCUAGAAGAGAAUAUCAACAUGGUAUUUACUGAUCUGUAACCAUGAGUGAGCAGAACUAUUGUAAAGGUGCUUUUACGGCCAUUUUCUAUUAUACAGUUAGUAUGUAUUAAGUCAACGCUCCACUUUAUGAACUAUUAGAUAUCUAUAACAGAUCUGUAUGUAUGUAUGUGAAAUGAAUGCAUGUCAUGUGGUACAGUUUGUGUGUUUCUAGAAUAAAAAGGAGUGAAAAGUGCUUUACUGAUCAAAACAUGCUGAAUACUGUGAAACACCAAAUCCAGUUACUUACUCGGUUUUUCUAUCUCGACUAAACGACCAAUCACUUCUGUUUCUAUAAUUCACUAAAAUAAACAUCAUCACAAGCAGACAGUAUGCUGAGGCACAAUCAAACCAUUACAACCUUGACAGCAACAACAACAAAACACAAAAUCCAAUCGGCCACUGUAGAUUUGUCUUUGGAAAGUAAAUGACAAAAUGACUACUGUAAAAGACAAUGACGCGGCCACUAGAUUUUAAUUUUAGAAAGACACUUUCAUCCAAAGCGACUUACAGUCAUGCAUGGAUACAUUUUUCAGAUGGGUAACCCCAGUGGGAAUUGAACCCACAGCCCUUGACUGAGCCACACAGGACCAAUGACUACUGUAGUUUUCUGUUACUACUGUAAGGCCCAUGACAAAGAAUGAUGGUCCAACACUACACCCACUGAAGUCCUCAGUUGAUUAGCAUAGCCAGAUUAGCAUAGCAUGCUGCCAAUGAAUGUCUGUAAGUGAAGGAUGAAAUGAAACAACCUUGAGUUAGUUCUGGGUGAAUCUUGAAGGCUCUGGCACAUUUGUGUGUCAUAGAUUGCGUCCGAAAUGGCAUCAUAUUCCCUAUAAAGUGCACUACUUUUGAUCAGAGCCCCUGUGGUAGUGCACUAUAUAGGGAAUAGGGUGCAUUUGGUGCCUUGGUAAAGAAGAGUAAAGCUCCUCUGACAGUUCUGAAGCUCAGAGCGCUUAUCUCUGCAGAACAGGACUAGUACUGCAGCCCACACACACACACGCACUGGUGUAAGCGGAGUUGAUAUUCAUGGAUUUAAAUCCCAUACCCCUGUGGUGGAUGAUUUGGGCCGUGUGAGUGUGUGCGUGCCCCAAUGUGUGUGUGUCAGUUCAGGGAUGGGUUCAGUAAGCCAGAAACUAUAUAGAAAUGAACAGAAUCCAAACUUGAAUAACAUUGAUAAACUAGAAUAAUUGUAUUUAGUUGUGAAUAAAAUGAUCUGUUACUUGAUCCUGACUGCACAGCUACAGUAAGGAGAUUACUGUAAAUAUCUGUAAAGACUUGAAAAAUACUUAUUGUUAUACUGAAGUAUUUAUUCUAUGGCUCUACUAUUCCUACGUUCUAAUUGUCACUAAUCAUGUUUUGUUUUGAACCAAAAAGGCGAAGAAGAAAAAGAAGGUGAAAAUGGAUGUAGCAUAUUUAAUAGAUGUAAAAUGCAUAUUAAGGGCUUUAUGGAUGGUUAAGGUUUUUCAUUAUUUGAUGUCAAAUGUUCACUUGCUGUUGCUGUUAUCUUUUAUCCAUCUUUUUUUCUAUUAACCUUAUUUUCAUAUUGGAUUCCUUCCUAAUUCUGGUGUCAGGUAUCUGAGAUUUUAACUGUCAUUUUUUAGUCUGGGUGCCAGUCUGUUUCUUGCCAACUCUGUAUGGAAUUGUCAUGCCAAACAAUGGCAAUGGAGUAGGCAAAAUCACAAACAGAUCUGGGACCAGGCUAGUCUGUGUUGUGAAAUAAUAAUAUGACUAUCCAUGUUUCACUCACCACAGUAGGAUUCACUGUAAGUUGAGCACUACAACUGUAUGUGUGUUAAGAUAAUACACUGUGCAUUAUUUCAAUGGUGAAAUUAUGAUGAUCUCUCUCUCUCUCUCUCUCUCUCUCUCUCUCUCUCUCUCGCUCUC
Molecule: messenger RNA, 8680 nt
Organism: Salmo salar (Atlantic salmon)
Lineage: Eukaryota; Metazoa; Chordata; Actinopteri; Salmoniformes; Salmonidae
Product: microtubule-associated serine/threonine-protein kinase 1
Biological process (GO): peptidyl-serine phosphorylation; intracellular signal transduction; cytoskeleton organization
Molecular function (GO): protein serine/threonine kinase activity; protein binding; magnesium ion binding
Source: RefSeq, a predicted model, not a curated record